Striga hermonthica is the source of this 435-nucleotide messenger RNA. Lineage: Eukaryota; Viridiplantae; Streptophyta; Magnoliopsida; Lamiales; Orobanchaceae. The record is from the annotation of a GenBank genome assembly.
AUGUUGAGGUCCGAGUUUACAAUUGUAUCCCUAUUAUGGCUGUACGUCGUCGUUUUGGUUUUCCGGCCACAAUUCCCGAUCUGCAACGCCGACAUCGGCAGCGCCAGCCGCUACUCGCCUCCGUAUACGCCGACGGCGUGUCACGGCGAGGAUCCUGGUCAGUUCCCGACGAACAGGCUGUUUGCGGCGGCCGGCGAGGAUAUAUGGAAUAACGGCGCCGCCUGCGGGCGGCAGUACAUGGUGCAGUGCAUCAGCUCGGCGUUGCCGCCGGCCUGCGUGCCCAACCAGACGAUCCAGGUGAGGAUUGUGGAUCGGGCCCAAACCUCGGUCUCACGGCCCGAAUACGAAGGAGCCACCCUUGUCCUGUCCACUGUAGCAUUCGCCGCCAUUGCCAAUCCCAGAGUCUCCAUCGUCAACAUCCAGUUUGAACAGUGA